Molecule: messenger RNA, 2608 nt
Organism: Dicentrarchus labrax (European seabass)
Lineage: Eukaryota; Metazoa; Chordata; Actinopteri; Moronidae
Gene: gtf2h1
Product: general transcription factor IIH, polypeptide 1
Exons: 15
Coding region: 271-1923 (550 amino acids)
Biological process (GO): transcription by RNA polymerase I; transcription by RNA polymerase II; nucleotide-excision repair
Cellular component (GO): transcription factor TFIIH core complex; transcription factor TFIIH holo complex
Source: RefSeq, a predicted model, not a curated record
UAGCUAACGUAACGCUGGUUAGCUAAGUUGAUAUAAAACCGUCAACACAACAGUGGCUUGCCUUCGUGUUUGGAUCGCGUUACCUAGCAGGGAAUAGGAAUAAAAGGCGUUGUAGGAAACAUGAGCUUUAUUCAGGUCGUUGUUGUGGUGAUAAGAUGAAAUAGUUGGUGCUUGUGUCUCAGACAAAGUGAUUAAUAUCUCUGUAGUUGCUUUAUUGUUGCUACCGGUAACGGCGCUGAUGGUGAUCGUGUAACUGCAGUUGUUUGAGCCAUGGCAUCUUUAUCAGAGGAGGUGCUGCUGGUGGUGAAGAAGGUCCGCCAGAGGAAGCAGGAUGGCACACUUUAUCUGAUGGCUGAACGUAUAGCAUGGGGUCCGGAGGGCAAAGACCGCUUCACAGUCAGCCACCUGUAUGCAGAUAUUCGCUGUCAGAAGAUCAGCCCAGAUGGUAAAGCCAAAAUUCAGCUGCAGCUGGUUCUUCACACCGGCGAGAGUACCACAUUCCACUUUUCCAAUGAGAGCAGUGCGCUUAAAGACAGAGAUGCUGCCAAAGAACUGCUACAGCAGCUACUGCCCAAGUUCAAGAAGAAAGCCAACAAGGAACUGGAGGAGAAAAACAGGAUGCUUCAAGAAGAUCCAGUACUGUUCCAGUUAUAUAAAGAUCUCGUGGUGAGCCAAGUGAUCAGCGCUGAUGAAUUCUGGGCCAACCGUUUAGGAGACAUAAACAACACAGACCCCGCGCCGUACAACAACAAACAGGAAGUCGGUAUAUCCGGAGCCUUCCUGGCAGACAUUAGACCUCAGACAGAUGGCUGCAAUGGCUUGAGAUACAAUCUGACAGCGGAUAUUAUUGAAUCCAUCUUCAGGACAUACCCUGCAGUGAAGCAGAAGUAUAGUGAAAAUGUGCCUCAUAACCUGACGGAGAAGGAGUUCUGGACCCGCUUUUUCCAGUCCCAUUAUUUUCACAGAGACCGCAUCAACACAGGAACGCAGGAUAUCUUCUCAGAGUGUGCCAAGCAGGAUGAAAAGGGGUUAAAGUCUAUGGUGGUUCAAGGAGUGAAGAAUCCUUUGGUUGACCUCCUGUCGUUGGAGGAUAAAACAUUAGAUGAGGGUUACGGAGUUUCCUCAGGACCGCCCUCAACUUCCAAUUUAAACAGGUCGGUGAAGGAGAGCAGCAACGCUGCCAUUAUAAAGCGGUUCAACCAUCACAGUGCCAUGGUGCUGGCAGCUGGCUCACGCAAGGGGGAAACACCGACAGACCAAGCCAGUGAGACGAGCAGUACAGAUGGAAACUCAAGAGAUUCUGACUUCUUCCAGCCUCCUGUUAAGAAGGUUAGGUUACAAGAAGCCAUCGAAUAUGAAGACCUGCAACGGAAAAACAGACCAAAAACAGUCGCGUUAAACCUCAAGAAGUCUGACAGGUAUGCUCACGGUCCUGUUCCACUUCUGUCCCAACACUAUACCACAAGCCAGGAUAUCAUCAACUCUGUCAACCACAUCCGGCAUGAGAUGGUCAAUUACAAACCCAACCUCACUCAGGUGUUGUCCAGCACAGCAGCUACUUCUGCCAUUGCAGCACUUUCUCCAGGUGGCGUCCUCAUGGUGGCAGGAGCACAGCAAGCCAUAAAUCAGAUGGUACCUACUGAGGUUCAAGGAGAGUUAAAGCACCUUUAUGCAGCUGCUGGAGAAUUGUUGAGACACUUCUGGUCCUGUUUUCCUGUAAACACACCAUUUCUGGAGGAGAAGGUGAUGAAGAUGAAGUCAAACCUCGAAAGAUUUCAGAUGACGAAGCUUAGUCCUUUUCAGGAGAAGAUUCAGCGCCAAUACUUAAGUACAAAUCUCACAGGCCAUUUGGAGGAGAUGUUGCAGACAGCCUAUAGCAAGUUCCACAUCUGGCAAACCCGUCGCAUGAUGAGGAAAACCUGAGAGCCUGAGGGUUUGUCAAAGAGAGGACAAGGAAGACAAAGUAUUAGGACAAAUUGCCUGUGGAGGUUCUCCAGACUGCUGUGAAGAGACCACAGAUCACAGCCUGAUUGGGACAUGGUUCACAGAGGCUUAAUGAAGACACAGGUGGACGCUGUUAAAACUGUUCAACAGAGACUAACUGCAUCUCAGUCACAAAUAACUGUAAUUAGUUAAUUUCUCCUUUUUGUUUGUGUUUUCUAAAUGGUUGAGAUAUUGGUUCCGCUAAUGGUUAAAUGGGACUUUUAAAAUGGUGUAACAUGACCAAAAUUCAGAUGGAAAAGUCAGAAGGGCACUCAGGACAAACAGGCUGAGGCGUGAGAUGCAAGCAGAGGACUUGCCAACAUGUGUUUUCUUCAGCACACAGAGCAGACAAAGAGAGGAAGCCCCUCUGAGCACUGAGUCAUGUUUGAAGCAAAAAAAAAAAAGGCGACGUGAAUAUAGCAAUACUGUAAAGACAUUUCACACUCGAGUGCAUUAGUGUGUGUGUGACUCAGAUCACACUGUCACUGGUUUGUAAUGUCUGCACCCUCUGUCUGCACUUACGACGAAAAAUGUUACUCUGAAUUAAAGUGAGGCGUAAAGCUUUUGUUCAUGCUGCUGUCUAUUGAAACUGCAGUAUUUCAUUAAUACAACUCGUUUAUGUUUU